AUGCCUAGAUCAAAACGUUCCAAGCUGGUGACGCUGGCGCAGACCGAGAAGAAGGGCCGGGAGAACAAGGAGCGGAUUUUCGAUGAGGUGCGGCAGGCGUUGGACACGUACAGAUACGUGUGGGUGCUACGACUAGAGGAUGUGCGGACGCCCGUGCUGCAGGAGAUCCGCAGCGCGUGGGCAGGGUCGAAGCUGAUAAUGGGCCGGCGCAAGGUGCUGGAGAAGGCGCUCGGCGGGACGCGGGAGACGGAGUACAAGGAGAACGUGAGCGGGCUGGUCAAGCAGUGCGAAGGCAUGUGCGGGCUGCUAUUCACGGACGAGACGCCGGAGACGGUGACGGCGUACUUCCGGGAGUACCGCAAGGCGGACUACUCGCGCGCGAAGUCGCGGGCGCCGCUGCGGGUAGAGAUCCCUGCGGGCGUGGUGUACUCGCGCGGCGGGCAGGUGCCGGCGGAGGACGACGUGCCAAUGGUGCACUCGCUGGAGCCGACGCUGCGCAACAAGUUCAAGAUGCCAACGCGGAUCCAGAACGGCAAGAUCACGCUGGAGCAGCCAUACCUGGUGUGCGAGGCUGGGGAGACGCUGGACGUGCGGCAGGCGCUGAUCCUCAAGCAGUUCGGCGUCGCGGCUGCGGAGUUCCGCGUGAAGCUGGCCGCGUACUACGACGGCGAGGCCGCUGCAGUGGAGGAGGUGCGCAUUAAUAUGGAGUGA
Messenger RNA from Eremothecium gossypii ATCC 10895, 711 nucleotides. RefSeq names its product mRNA turnover protein MRT4 (gene MRT4). The transcript has a single exon. NCBI's taxonomy places the organism in Eukaryota, Fungi, Ascomycota, Saccharomycetes, Saccharomycetales, Saccharomycetaceae. Gene Ontology annotation, molecular function: RNA binding. Gene Ontology annotation, cellular component: nucleolus; preribosome, large subunit precursor. The coding region runs from base 1 to 711 and encodes 236 amino acids. Gene Ontology annotation, biological process: nuclear-transcribed mRNA catabolic process; ribosomal large subunit biogenesis; ribosomal large subunit assembly. The record is from RefSeq and is marked provisional.